Messenger RNA from Mustela erminea (ermine), 3529 nucleotides. RefSeq names its product peroxisomal biogenesis factor 5 (gene PEX5). NCBI's taxonomy places the organism in Eukaryota, Metazoa, Chordata, Mammalia, Carnivora, Mustelidae. Gene Ontology annotation, cellular component: cytosol; peroxisomal membrane. The coding region runs from base 333 to 2255 and encodes 640 amino acids. The transcript has 16 exons. Gene Ontology annotation, molecular function: protein binding. Gene Ontology annotation, biological process: protein import into peroxisome matrix, docking. The record is from RefSeq and is a predicted model, not a curated record.
GGGGCCCAGGUGACUUAGGGGGAAGGAAUGGGUCCCCGCGGAGCUCGCCGGACAUGAGAGGUUUGGGGGACCGGGCUUACGCUCUGGCGGCGUUCCCCCUCUUCAUUGCCUCUCCAAUGCCCGGGUACAGCCCAACUGCGGAAUUGUCCCCUUAGACCCCUGGGGUUUCGGCCCCUCUGUGGGGGACGACCGCCGGCCGGUGUCGCUGCCUGGGACCGCAGUCGCGGAGGCCGCUGGAGAGGGCCAGGCUGAAAGCGGUGGCCUUUGAGGGGGGCGGCACGAGGGCACCGGCCCCCUCUCGGACUCCUGGCAGAGUGGGGCUGGCGGUCACCAUGGCAAUGCGGGAGCUGGUGGAGGCCGAAUGCGGGGGUGCUAACCCACUCAUGAAGCUGGCUGGGCACUUCACCCAGGACAAGGCCCUUCGGCAGGAGGGGUUGAGGCCUGGCCCUUGGCCCCCAGGAGCCCCGGCCACAGAGGCGGUCUCUAAGCCUUUGGGAGUAGCCUCUGAAGAUGAGCUGGUGGCUGAAUUUCUCCAGGACCAGAAUGCACCACUUGUGUCCCGUGCCCCUCAGACCUUCAAAAUGGAUGACCUGCUGGCAGAGAUGCAGGAGAUUGAACAGUCAAACUUCCGCCAGGCACCCCAGAGAGCUCCUGGUGUGGCAGACUUGGCCUUGUCUGAGAACUGGGCCCAGGAGUUUCUUGCAGCUGGAGAUGCUGUGGAUGUAACUCAGGAUUAUAAUGAGACAGACUGGUCCCAAGAAUUCAUCUCUGAAGUUACAGAUCCUUUGUCUGUUUCCCCUGCCCGCUGGGCUGAGGAGUAUCUGGAACAGUCAGAGGAGAAGCUGUGGCUGGGAGAGCCUGAGGGAACAGCUUCCACAGAUCGCUGGUAUGAUGAAUAUCAUCCCGAGGAGGACCUGCAGCACACAGCCAGUGACUUUGUGGCCAAGGUGGAUGACCCGAAAUUGGCUAACUCCGAGUUCCUGAAAUUCGUGCGGCAGAUUGGCGAGGGGCAGGUGUCCCUGGAGUCCGGUGCAGGGUCGGGCCGAGCUCAGGCAGAACAGUGGGCAGCAGAGUUUAUACAGCAGCAGGGUACAUCAGAGGCCUGGGUUGACCAGUUCACAAGACCAGUAAACACAGCUGCCCUUGAUAUGGAGUUUGAACGAGCCAAGUCAGCUAUAGAGUCUGAUGUCGAUUUCUGGGACAAGUUGCAGGCAGAGUUGGAGGAGAUGGCAAAACGGGAUGCUGAGGCUCACCCCUGGCUUUCUGACUAUGAUGACCUCACAUCUGCUUCCUACGAUAAGGGGUACCAGUUUGAGGAGGAGAACCCCCUGCGUGACCACCCCCAGCCUUUUGAGGAGGGGCUCCGGCGACUUCAGGAGGGGGACCUGCCCAACGCUGUGCUGCUUUUUGAGGCGGCCGUGCAGCACGAUCCUAAGCACAUGGAAGCUUGGCAGUAUCUGGGUACCACCCAGGCAGAGAAUGAACAGGAACUCUUAGCCAUCAGUGCGCUGCGGAAGUGUCUGGAGCUAAAGCCCGAUAACCGGACAGCACUCAUGGCGCUGGCCGUGAGCUUCACCAACGAGUCCCUGCAGCGACAGGCCUGUGAAACCCUGCGAGACUGGCUGCGCUACACGCCGGCCUAUGCCCAUCUGGUCGUGCGUGGUGAAGAAGGGGCUGGGGGGUCAGGACAGGGCCCCAGCAAGCGCAUCCUCGGGUCUCUGUUGUCCGACUCCCUCUUUCUUGAAGUGAAAGAGCUCUUCUUGGCUGCUGUGCGCCUGGACCCUACAUCCAUUGACCCGGAUGUGCAGUGUGGCUUAGGAGUCCUUUUCAACCUGAGUGGGGAGUAUGACAAAGCGGUGGACUGCUUCACAGCUGCCCUCAGUGUUCGUCCCAAUGACUAUUUGCUGUGGAAUAAGCUAGGGGCCACCCUGGCCAACGGAAACCAGAGUGAGGAAGCAGUAGCUGCGUACCGUCGGGCCCUUGAGCUACAGCCUGGCUAUAUACGGUCCCGCUAUAACUUGGGCAUCAGCUGCAUCAACCUUGGAGCUCACCGGGAGGCUGUGGAACACUUUUUGGAGGCCCUGAACAUGCAGAGGAAAAGCCGGGGUCCUCGGGGCGAAGGGGGUGCCAUGUCAGAGAAUAUCUGGAGCACCCUGCGUUUGGCGUUGUCCAUGUUAGGCCAGAGCGAUGCCUAUGGGGCAGCCGAUGCCCGGGAUCUGCCCACCCUCCUAGCUAUGUUUGGCCUGCCCCAGUGACAGUGGGAUGGGCUGCCCUGUGAGUGUCAGCUUGGAGGGGUCCCUGCUCUGGAUGUGACUCUCUCUCCCCAAAUGGGCUACUAAGGGGGUGGGCUGAUGACCACAAGCGGUGUGGCCCCUCAGGAGCUGCCUCAACGUAGUGGGUGGGGGUAGUCCAUGUUCUUCCUACAUCACUGUAGGAAAUGAGCUGUGUUAUCUCUGAGUCCCUUGGUAAUUCAAGGGAUGUACCUUGAGCUCCAGAUCUCUCUGCUCAUCAUGCCCUUUCUUGGUGCUGCUUUUUGGGUAGGACCCGAAGAUCUAGGGUAACUGUUGUCAUCAGCUGCCAUUUCUGAUAGGGUCUACCACAUUCGUAAUGUCUGUCCUUUCCCCUACUUACUGGGAACUGAUAAUAGUACAGCUUUCUUGGUCAAUGGUGUGCAGCAGGUUCUUCUACCAUCCAUCUCUGAGAUGACUCCACCUGGGACAGGAUGUUAGGAGUUGGCCUGUUGGGUUGAAAUGUUGCUUUUGCUCAGCAGAGCUGAGUUUGAUAGGGCUGCUCAUAGUUCUCCUGCUCCUGGACCUCUCCUGGCUGUAGUUCAGAUUCUCUGGGUACAGUGCUGCAUGUGGUGCUGCUGGCAUCAUUAUUGAGGGGUCCAUAGGAGUUGCUGGGGUCAGUUGUACAGAGAGUGUUUGUAUGUAGGGUAGGAGGAUGGCGUAUUUGUGGAAUGAGCCUAGGAGGGACCAGAUGGGGUCAGAUCAAGGGCGCUGGUGGGAGGAAGAGCAGGUGGCCUGGGGGUGUGGUGAGUGCAGCCAGCCCUCCUCUCAGAAAGGCCUGUGAGUAGGCCUUGAGCUAACUCUUCUAGAAAGUUGGUUCAGAAAUAGUCUUGCCAAAUUCCUAGCAAAGAGGCAGUUCAGUGUUACCAUAAGCCUUUUGUUGUACUUCUUGAAAUGUUUCUAGGGGAAAGCAGUGAAAAAACCCCUCCCCCCUUAUUACCUCCACAAGCUGAAGACUGAGGGAGCAGGUUGGACUCUUCUCAACUGUCCCCUGUAUGGGGAGAUACACUAACCCCCAGAAAUGACUGCUAAGCCUUUUGCCUUGUCUUCAGUAGCUAAUGAUCAGAGAGAUUUUUUUUUUUAAACUACCAUGGUCCCAAAGUUCCAUCCUGAAAUUUAUUUUUCUUUGUAUGAAUAUGUGUAAAUGAUUUAAAAAUAAAACUGUAUGAAUAAAAUUUGUAUGAAGAAUAAAUGGAGCUGAUCUGGGUGUGAGUUCUGCCAGGUAUGAAGUUGGGGUGUGG